Messenger RNA from Clonostachys solani, 1152 nucleotides. NCBI's taxonomy places the organism in Eukaryota, Fungi, Ascomycota, Sordariomycetes, Hypocreales, Bionectriaceae. The record is from the annotation of a GenBank genome assembly.
AUGCUUCAAUGCUUUCUUACAGAUGUCGAGGGUGUCCUAAGUCUUGGAAAACCUCGUCGGAAACCAUCCCCGUCAUCACGUCCACUUGACAAUGACAAGUGGACAGCAUCCGCAUUGGACAAUAUCUGUGUCGAGGAACUGGUUGACUUAAUGGCUGCCAAAACGCCACUGGGCCCUGCCGAUGUGCCGAAAGCGCAACAUGUUCGUAGAGGACUAUUAGGACCUACGCGGCAGUACCAUUUUGUAAAGCAAGACGGCGUCCUUCUCCUGCAGAGACCCAUGCAUCAACGCCAUCUGCGCCCUAGACUUGAGGGGACUGACACAUCUGCCUGUGCCUCUACGCGCAUCAAAGUGUCGAUUCUAGCAUUGCCCCCUGAGCUUCGGAUGCCGAUAUACCGCCACCUGCUCGUGAGCGAAGUGGACUAUGACUGCCCCGUCAUCUGCCCCAACACCGACGGUUUCCGCAUCGUCACUGGUGCCACCAAGUCUCAGCCCCGUGGACUCUCUCCAGAAAUCCUCGCCACCUGUCGCCUGAUCAACCAAGAAGGCACACCGGUCCUCUACGGGGAGAACAUGUUCUCGCGAGAGUUCUACUGGCCGCGGAGGUGGCAUCUAUCCCGGAACCGGAGCCGACAAGUCCAGUGGCCACUCUCUGAGAGCUCUAAACUGCGCUUCGCUAGGGGCUUACAAUACAUAUCCCGCCUGAGCAUAUCCCAGCAGCAGCACCAGUGGCUACUCGGUGACGGCGAGCUAAAAGUCUUCCGGGAUUUCCCGUCAGCGGCAAGAAAACAGCCAAGAUUGAGAAAAAUCCAAUGCCAGUUUUGGCUGGCCAAGGAUCAUAAUUACGGGACUUGGAUUGCGCGGUGUCGGGGCCGGCGGCUGGAUUUCAGUUUGCAUGACGCAAAGAAGAAGCAGUUUGAGCGCUACAUGGCAGAGGAAAACCUCUUUGGCGACCGGAGUACUAUCUGGUCUUUUGUGACCAACGUGCAUGAAGACUCUGGACCGAGUUGCUCGUUAGAGCUUCUUAUUGCUGAAUGCCAUGGCGUCCCUGGAGACGAUGCGGCACGGACACCCGUUGUCGUGUGUCGUACAAUCGGGGGCUACGCUCUGGAUCAUGAUGCUGAAACUACUUCAUCUCAACCUGACACUUGA